This is a messenger RNA of Anguilla anguilla (European eel), 1848 nucleotides long. RefSeq lists its product as uncharacterized. The record is from RefSeq and is a predicted model, not a curated record. Lineage: Eukaryota; Metazoa; Chordata; Actinopteri; Anguilliformes; Anguillidae. The transcript is spliced from 8 exons. The coding region runs from base 306 to 950 and encodes 214 amino acids.
UCAACAUUUCACGAACACAACUGUCUGUCAAAAAUAGGUGACAUGCCCACAAACAGCCGAUUGUUGGCACGCGGCGCGGCGACAGGCGGCCGUCACCGCGUAGUGUGGCUUCACCGUAACUCCUUAGAGCCUCUUGAACACCUCGAGUAACUGUUAAGAGCUUCAGGCAGAAAGGCAAUGCCUGCCUGAGUACCCGGCCCGAGUAACUUUCUGGACAACUUCAUUCAAAGAUGGUUCGAUAUUAACUGCUUCUCCGAAACUGCUGGACGGUUACUACAUUUUUACUUUUUCGACAGCGUAUUCUCAUGAACAUGUGGAGACCACAAAUAUUUCAGUGUGGACUUCUUCUGCUUGUCUUCGUUGAGACAUAUCGAGAUGACGCCUGCGCUGAUCGUGAUCUGCCUGCCAGUCUGAAGCCUUCCUCUGAGCAGUGUGCAGUUUGCUUGGAAGAGGGCUGCAAAACGGGUGUGAGUAGAAUCAUACUGGCUAAAUGUGACAAGACUUUAUGGCAGAAAAAAAAAAAAAUCCCAGAAUGCUCUGUGGGAAACCUAAAGCCAGAUGCGCCCUGUAUGAUGAGUAAUGGAAGCCUUGUCCUACGGACUGAGCAGCCCCUUCAUUUCGAAGAUACGGAUGUCGGGAGGACAUUCCGCAUGGACAACAUGCCUUGCGCUGAUCUUGAUCUGCCUCCCAGUCUCAACCUGUCUGUUGGAGCACCGGACUUGAACCAGAUUAAUGCUACCACCAACUCCACGACCACGCCUGCAUCCGCCUGGCCACCCUGGAAAAUUGCUAUAACUGUGUGUGGUUCAGUAGUUGCUGUCAUUGGUGUCAUUGCCAUCGUUAUUUAUCGAAGACGGCAUAAGAGGCGUCGGGAAGGACAGGAUGGGGAGCGUCCCCCUGACAAUAACGUGGAGAUGGAUCUUCUUAAUAGAGACGAUGAACACAGUUGAACGUUCCUACCGUAGUUCACAUAUUUUGCGGUUAGCCAGUACACUUAUUACUUGAAAUAACUAACGAAGACCUCCCUGAUUUUAAGUACUAAUUCUAAGUACUUUUAGUGGCCAGCUCAUCUGAAUACUUGAUCUUUUCGGAGGAAUUAUUCUCGGCAACACCCCUGUACGAACCUGUCAGUCACUGUCCGUCUUCUGCUGUGGUCUGAAGAUACAUCUGUUCAGACAGUACCUGGGCUAACUGUCACCACUCUGCAGGGCACUAACAACCUAGGAUCAUUCUUAGCACUUGUACUUCUGCUUCGUUCCUAUGGCACAUUGCACAUGUACCUCCUGUGUCACUGUCAUGUUGCAUCUACCUCUAUCCAGCACUUAUAUUAUGCUUGUGUCAUGAUCUUGAUGUUGUAGCUUGUUGUCAUGCCUCCUAGUUUGACUUAACACAACUCUCUGGCCUAGCCUAUGAGCUGAGGGGAGAUAGAAGGUUUUUUUUCCCUAAAUCUAGCUCUCUCUUUCUUGUUUCUGCAAACCUGCGUACUGCACCUUUAAAUUAUGCUGAGAGUGACCUGCUGAACUGCCGCAAUUGUUUCUGUCUAUUUCCCGUCUUACAGGUCGGUUUUGUGCACAAACACACUUUAUGAAUGUGAAUUGUAAUGCUGUGAACUGAAUACUGUGUCAAUGAUGCCUAACAGUGCCUUCCUUUGACUUUAUUUGGGCCACCCACCCAAAUCGAUUUCCCCCCACCCAAAAAGAUUUUUAGCUGCGACCGCAGCUCAAUAGCGCUCUGUCGGUCGGUCGCUUGGUCCACGAAAGUGUCCCAACCCGUAGCGGCCACAGUUUUCGCCCCAGGAGGCUGAAAUUUGGCAUGGACGUUGGUCAUGACCAAAGGUAGAGCUGAGUA